Molecule: messenger RNA, 2691 nt
Organism: Ascoidea rubescens DSM 1968
Lineage: Eukaryota; Fungi; Ascomycota; Saccharomycetes; Ascoideales; Ascoideaceae
Product: KilA-N domain-containing protein
Exons: 1
Coding region: 358-2526 (722 amino acids)
Biological process (GO): positive regulation of transcription by RNA polymerase II
Cellular component (GO): nucleus
Molecular function (GO): DNA-binding transcription factor activity; sequence-specific DNA binding
Source: RefSeq, a predicted model, not a curated record
CGGAUGUGCAGCAACGGGUGGUGUAAUUCCUGUACCGAACACAUACUCGCUUUGUUUCUCAAAUUUUCAUCAUGCACUUGUUUCUGCCGCUAGUUUGGAGCAGAAAUCUUAUUUAUACUCUUCGUUGCAAUCCACUUGGAAUAUCUUUUCUCUCGCUUCUUCUGCUCACCCAUCUUCUUUCUGUUCAGUUCCAGACUUGUUUUGCAUCUUCGUGUCCGUCGUCGUCUCCCUCGUCCUCUUUUUCCUUUUUUUCUCCUGCUUUUGCUUCCUGUCUCCGGCCCAGAGCAACCUCCUGCCAACCGCCGCCAGUUCCCUCUCGCUUUCCUCGUCCCAUCUAUAAUUUUUCUGCAUUAAACCAUGCCUGCUCACCCAAUUGCUUCUCAGACUCAAGCUCCCCUUCAGCAUCCAGCCAUGAAUCUUCCUGUCAACAUCAGCUCCUCUUCUUUUCCUCCUAAGGACAGUGCCCUCUCUGCUGCUGCUGCUGCUCCCUCCUCCGGCUACUCUGCCUUUUACCAAAACUACCACUCCUACGCUCCCCCAGCUUCAGCUCUAAGUACUGUCAAUGCAGGUCUGGGUGAUCCUAAAUCUUCAGCUGCUCUAACAGCAAAUAGCAGCCCAACUGAAAAUAUCGUCAACACCACUAUCAAUCUGUCCAAUGACCCUGCUGUGUUGCAGCAAAAGGGCUACUACACUAACUACAACCAACAAUACAACACCCAGUACUACUCUUCCACUGCUUGUCCCUACCAGUCUCAGUCUCAGUCCCAGCUCCAGCCCCAACCUCAACAAUUCCAGCAAAAGCCUUUAUCAACGGCUGAAACCUCCUCUCAAUUGACUCAACAAGAUUCUGGUCAAUUGCAGCCCCCUCCAUCUCAAAAUUACCAAAACCAUUCACAACCACUAUCCCAGCCGCAACCACAACCACAGUCACAAUUCCAACCCUCCAAUCCCCAGCCUUUAAACUCUUCAAACCAGUCAAUCAGCAACAGUAAUAACAACAGUUACCCUCAAAGAACAUCAUCCACCCAAUCUUCAAAUCCAAUUUUCGUUGGUUCUCAAACCAAUUCGCCUACCUCUAUUGUCGGUAAUGCCAAUACCAAUGCCACUGCCAUUGCCACUGCCACUACCACUGCCACUACCACUGUUUCUCCUCAUUCAAAAUUAUCAAAUACUGUUCAAAAUCAAAAUGAUGUUCAAAAUCAAAAUCAAAAUCAAAAUCAAUCUAAAAAAAAUAAAAUUAAACUGAUCAAGAAAAACACUACAAACGGUAGCAAUAGUAAAACACCAAAUGAUAACCCCAAUUCUGAGACUUCAUUCGACUCUGCUCCUUACAAUUUCUAUAAUAAUGCAUACAAUCCUUCUUAUGAUGCAAAUGGCCAGUUGGUUCCUGUGGGAAACAAUCCCCCUCCACCUCCUGAUUAUCGAUACCCUUAUUUCUACUCUCUACCUGGCGUCUCCUUUCCUACUGGCAUACCUCCACCUCCUGCAAAUGGUUUAUCAGCUACCACUGGCCAAAUUCAACCUGCUGGCAUAAGACCAAGAGUGACAACCACAAUGUGGGAAGAUGAAAAGACUCUUUGCUAUCAGGUCGAUGCUAAUGGCGUAUCUGUUGUGAGAAGAGCUGACACUAACAUGAUAAAUGGUACAAAAUUAUUAAAUGUGGCGCAAAUGACUAGAGGAAGAAGAGAUGGAAUUUUAAAAUCUGAAAAAAUUAGACAUGUUGUGAAAAUCGGCUCAAUGCACUUGAAAGGUGUUUGGAUUCCCUUUGAGAGAGCUUUGGCAAUGGCCCAAAGAGAAGGGAUUAUUGACUUAUUAUACCCAUUAUUUGUUCGAGAUAUUAAAAAAAUUGUUCAGGGCUCGGCAACUGAUGGUCCAGGCUCUUACUAUCCAAUUGCAUACGCUGCUCCUCCUCUAAUGAAUAGCCCACUCGCCCCUUUACCACCAAUGAUGAACGCUAGUAAUAAUUCUUCGAAUAACAAUAACAAUAACAACAAUAAAAAUAACUUGGAUAAUAUCACUGGAGAAAGAAAAAAUCUAAUUGAAAACAAAAGUACAAACUCCAACUCUCCUCGAGUAAAUUCUACAGAACCCGAAUCUGCUGAAAGCCCAGAAUGCACCAUUACAAGUCAAGCUCACGAACCCUUCCCACCAGGCUAUCAAACAGGGCUUCCAGGACUCCCAUUACCAGCACCAUCACUGGCAGCACCUCCACCGCCUCAUCAACAAUUUCAUCCCUUUUACACUCUGCACUAUCCGUACUAUGGAGGAUAUCCACCAUACGGUUACUACCAACCUCCUCCUCCUCCACCUGCACAAUCAUAUGGAAAUAGCUAUUACAACACUUAUAAUUCUACAAAUAAUUUCAGUGAUGUGAGUCGAGAUCCCAACUCUGAUUUAAGAUCUAAUUCAAAUACUAUUCUUGAAAAUUCCAGUAACUCUAGUCCAAAUAGUAACCUUAACCAAUCGUCCGUUUCCAGUAAUAACUCAUAUGAUCCCUACACUCAUAAGAAGUUGGAUUCCAAGUAAAAUAUAAAUAUUGAAUUUUUUUUUCACUAAAAUGCUUAAGAAUAUUUAAAUAAUGAUUAAUUAAGGCUUAAGUAAUGCUUAAAUAAUGAUUAGUUAAAUGCGUUGGAUAAUUCUAAAUAUUUUUUUUUCCCAAACUAGUCAUUGGUAUGAGAAAAUUAUCAAAAC